UUUGUCCAGACCACCAUGGCUCUGGGGCUGUCCUCCAAGAAAGCGUCUUCCCGCAAUGUGGCCGUGGAGCGUAGGAACCUGAUCACCGUGUGCAGGUUCUCUGUGAAAACACUGUUGGAGAAGUACACAGCGGAGCCCAUCGAUGACUCAUCCGAGGAGUUUGUGAAUUUUGCAGCUAUCUUAGAGCAGAUCCUCAGUCACCGUUUCAAAGCCUGUGCCCCAGCAGGUCCAGUGAGCUGGUUCAGCUCAGAUGGGCAGCGUGGCUUCUGGGACUAUAUCCGGCUGGCCUGCAGUAAAGUGCCGAACAACUGUGUGAGCAGCAUUGAGAACAUGGAGAACAUCAGCACAGCCCGAGCCAAGGGUCGGGCAUGGAUCCGGGUAGCGCUGAUGGAGAAGCGUAUGUCGGAAUACAUCACCACAGCCCUGCGGGAUACCCGGACCACAAGACGUUUCUAUGACUCGGGAGCCAUCAUGCUGAGGGAGGAAGCCACUGUCCUCACCGGGAUGCUGAUCGGACUGAGUGCCAUAGACUUCAGUUUCUGCCUAAAGGGUGAAGUGCUGGAUGGGAAGACCCCUGUGGUCAUAGAUUACACGCCCUACCUAAAGUUCACCCAGAGCUACGACUACCUGACGGACGAGGAGGAGCGACACAGUGCCGAGAGCAGCACGAGUGAGGACAACUCGCCGGAGCACCCGUACCUGCCGCUCGUCACCGACGAAGACAGCUGGUACAGCAAGUGGCACAAGAUGGAACAGAAGUUUCGCAUUGUCUACGCGCAGAAGGGUUACCUGGAAGAGCUGGUGCGUCUGCGCGAGUCACAGCUGAAGGACCUGGAGGCGGAGAACCGGCGGCUGCAGCUGCAGCUGGAGGAGGCGGCGGCGCAGAACCAGCGCGAGAAGCGGGAGCUGGAAGGCGUGAUCCUGGAGCUGCAGGAGCAGUUGACAGGUCUGAUCCCUGGUGACCACGCUCCCCUGGCUCAGGGUUCCAAGGAGCUCACCACACCCUUGGUCAACCAAUGGCCAUCACUAGGAACGCUCAAUGGGGCUGAAGGUGUCAGCAACCCCAAGCUCUACAGGAGACACAGCUUCAUGAGCACGGAACCACUGUCAGCUGAAGCCAGUCUGAGUUCAGACUCCCAGCGCCUGGGAGAGGGCAAACGGGAUGAGGAGCCCUGGGGUCCCAUCGGUGAGUCCCCCUAAUCUAGCAACCAGCAUCCCUCCAGGAAGGGCUACAGCUAGGCCCUGAGGCCUGUAGUCAGGCCCUGGCCAAUUUCCUCAUUCACUUGGUACUUUCAGAGAGCUUAGCACAGCAAUUAAGAGCCUGGUUUGGGGUGUCUGGCAGACCUGACACAAAUCCCAGCUGCCCCUCCUCUGGUUGUGGAGCUUGGUCAAUUCACCUUGCUGAGCCCUUCUCAUCUGUAAAAUGGGGAUGUUGAUUAAAGUAAUCACCAGUGUUAGCAUAUGGUGAGGGCUUAAUGGCUUUUUGGUAUAGUGACAUCCUCAAGGGGGGGGGUCACAAAUUCUUGGGGGAGUUCUUUGCCUAAUUUGCUCUUAUCUCAUGCAUUCUGUGAACCGCUUGCCUGACCCUUGUUUCCCCCUUUUCUUUGGCUGCCAGGAAGCUCAGAGCCAAAUUAGUGGCUCCCUUCAAGCGAAUGUCCAGGACUUCAACGCAUGCAUUUUGUGUUGCCCUCCCCGUGGCUUCACCUUGGUUUCCCACCCUAGUUUUCCUGGUGCCUGGACGUCCUGUCUUUCUUUCUAAAAACCACACUGUACUGGAUGACUCUAGAUCUUCUUUGAGACAAGGCAGGCUAUGGACGUGUGACCCCACCACACUGUGUUUGUGAUUGUCUGUGUGUCUGUCUCCCCACCAGACUGUGAGCUCCGUGAGGGCAGGGACCGUGUCUCAUCCGUUCUCUGUAUCCCCAGUGCUUGGAACGGAACAAAUGCUCACCAUGUGUUUAAUAAAUGGACAAAGAGAGAGGAUGAACCUCAGGGGGAGACAGAGACAUAAACUGACGAUUACAAUACAGUGUCCCCAGCACUGUGCGUAGCACAGGCAGGUGCUUAUCAAGGUGUAAUUGAAAUGGCAAAUGCUGCAGAAAUGAGGCGUCUCCUGGGGGGGAGGGGUGACCUCAGGGUUCCCCCUUCACUGCUUGUGCCCACAUACCCCACACAUGCCUCACCCACCCUCUCUCCCCAGGGAAGGACCCCACGCCCUCCAUGCUGGGCCUCUGCGGCUCCCUGGCCUCCAUCCCCAGCUGCAAGUCCCUGGCGAGCUUCAAAUCCAACGAGUGCCUGGUGAGCGACAGUCCUGAGGGCAGCCCGGCACUGAGCCCCAGCUGAGGAGCAGUGUGGGCUGUGCCAGCCCCACCUGCCAGGGACACAGAUGCCUGCCACCUUUCCUCAGAGCCCCCCAAUCCAGGCCAUCCUUCUAGAGAACACUGCCCACCCAGCCAAGGGUCUCUUGGGAAAAACACUCUUUGCUCCUGGUUUUAACUUUGUGCCCAAGGAAGCUACGGCUGCCAAGGGAAGUGGGUUGGGUGAGGUGGGGACACCAAGGCCACAAGGAGCCCUUGGCAAAGCUUGCUCCAUUCUGAUGACCCUGACGCCCGGCUGGCUCCCUCCGGGGACUCUCCUUCGCUUAUCUCCUCCGGCCUCUUCAGGAGCGUGGCCCAGGCUCAGCACCCUCACCUCUCCCUCUCCCGUUUGUUCCUCCUGUUCGUUCUUUGGAGUCACUUCUUCCUCAGGCCCCAGGGAAGGGGCUCUGGGAGAUCAGGCCAAUAAAAACCAGAGGACUAAGGGUAGCCUUGUCUGUGGGGGUUGGGACAGGGCUAUCCUGAGGUUGGCAGAAUGUGAUGGAGCCAGUGCCAGGCCCAUAACCAAGGCAAUGCUGGACCACGUGGAGUAGAAUCAGUGGGAGAAAGUGG
This is a messenger RNA of Pteropus alecto (black flying fox), 2927 nucleotides long. It is a transcript of the gene RUNDC3A, whose product is annotated as RUN domain containing 3A. The transcript is spliced from 10 exons. The record is from RefSeq and is a predicted model, not a curated record. The annotation marks the transcript as partial. Gene Ontology annotation, cellular component: cytosol. Lineage: Eukaryota; Metazoa; Chordata; Mammalia; Chiroptera; Pteropodidae.